UUUCUUCUUGUCCGUGAAUUCAAUUUGAGUAGUGUGAUUGACAUGGUCCUAUUCAAAUAAAACAUACCGCGAAGAGCGUGCACACUUUUUUCAAGCCGUGCACGGGAGGCGUGGAGCUCGCGCUUCUGACAUUCUCUCCCGCAGUAGAGCUCUUCUCCUGCGAGCCUUAAUGACAUCAGCCAGGUACCGCGUCUGAAGAGAAGUGUUUUGUUUUUGUUUUUUUUAGUUGAAGAACGAUGUUUUAACACGGCUGGACGUGUACGAGCAGAUCUUUUUAAUUGGAGCAUAUAAAGCCGACCAUGCCUUGCCAAAUUCCGUGGGAAUAGUUUGUUUUGAAAACAGUGGAGUUCACCAACAUCGCCAAAAGGCCAAUUCCCAACGAAUGCAACUUCGAGUUAUUGUUUGUUCUGUCUCUGGUCUUGACAUGGAAUAGCUCGGAAGGGGGAAGCCAGGGGGAAACGGCGUUCCUUGACUCGGUUCCUCGCUUAUGGACGACAGUAGUCCGCUUUCUCCAAAGGCAAAUGCUUUCAGUAUUGCCUCUCUGAUUUCAGCGAGGGAGCAAGCAGGAAACGCAACAUUCGAAAAACACGGCAUUGGCCUGGACAAGCAAGUGGCGCAAAACUGCUCCGGAUCCUUUAAAAUGCACUACAGCACUGUCACGCGGGAGAUGGAAGCAAUAUCAAGCCCGUGGCUGACGCAGCUGUCCCAUUUUUGCGAUGUUGCAGCCUUCACGACCAGCAGCCUGAGCAGUCUCAAUACGCCCGGGAGUUACCAUCUCUCUCCUUCCCCUGGGGAUCCGUACAGUCAUCACGAAAGCCAGUUCGAGCCGUGCCCUGCAGUCCAGCACGGCUACACCUAUUCCGGAUCCAACCCAGCACAGGCCCCGACGCAGGGAGACACCGCGACAUCCAACUGCUCCUCGUCGUCGUCAAGCUCAACGCCGAAUAAAACGCUGGUGAAAAAGAACCCUAAAGUGGCCAAUAUUAAUGUACAGUUGGAAAUGAAGGCACUCUGGGACGAAUUUAAUCAACUUGGAACUGAAAUGAUCGUCACAAAAGCUGGGAGGCGAAUGUUUCCUACGUUUCAAGUCAAAAUAUUUGGAAUGGAUCCAAUGGCAGAUUACAUGCUCCUGAUGGAUUUCUUACCAGUGGAUGAUAAACGAUACAGGUAUGCCUUCCACAGUUCAUCGUGGCUGGUGGCUGGGAAAGCGGAUCCAGCGACUCCAGGCAGAGUGCACUACCACCCCGACUCACCUGCCAAAGGAGCACAGUGGAUGAAACAGAUAGUUUCCUUCGACAAACUAAAACUUACCAACAAUCUGCUGGACGACAAUGGACACAUAAUCCUGAAUUCAAUGCACAGAUACCAACCCAGAUUCCACGUGGUCUACGUAGAUCCUCGGAAAGACAGUGAGAAAUACGCCGAGGAAAAUUACAAGACAUUUGUUUUCGAGGAGACCAGAUUCACCGCCGUUACCGCAUAUCAAAAUCACAGGAUAACACAACUGAAAAUCGCCAGCAAUCCGUUUGCCAAAGGUUUCAGGGACUGCGAUCCUGAGGACUGGCCCCGGAAUCACAGGCCGGGCUCUUUGCAAAUCAUGAGUGCGUUUGCUCGAACCAGGAACCCCAUGUCCUCUCCCCAACAGCAGAACGGCACAGAGAAAGACAGUAGACGAGAAUAUGACCGUGACCCCAGCGGCACUACCCUUCAUUCUGACCCGGCUCACCAGCUGAUGUCCCGAGUUCUCAGCCCUGCUCUUCCCGUCCUCGGUGGCCUACACGCCGUGCCCCUCUCAGCUGGCCCACGCAGCCCACCCCACGAACUGCGCCUUGACGGACACCCCCAACCGCCUGACACCCUGCACCACCAUCCAUACAAAUACCCCACCACCUAUGAACAUUAUCUGGGAGCCAAAACCAGGCCUUCUCCAUAUCCCUCACCAAGCAUUAGAAGCCACGGUUACCACCCCCAUAUGAACCCCACCACAGCCAACAUGUACUCUGCAACAAGCGCACCGACUAAUUAUGACUAUGGACCCAGAUAAUGACAGAACUGCCACUCACUCAGGUUUCCUCAAAAUAUACAGAAAAAAAACACAUACCUUUGUGUUCCAGACUCACGAAACAUGAGUUUUGGGUUGGGCACAUCUUUUGACGUGGCUACUGCAGACGGAAAGUUAAACAGCCAUAUUUAUUAAAGGGAGAAAUAUCCUUGUGGAACGUAAGGAUGAGCUCUGUGGACUCAACAUUAGCUCUGGUUUGCCUGGGAUCUGAGAAUCAGAAACAUACCAGAGCAACAGUAAACCUGGAAACUGCAGUAUAAGUGUUAAAAUAACAAGGAGCAAAAGACUUCUUUAGACAAAUAAUGCAUUAUAACAGACUGGAACUGAACUUUUUUGUGUGUGUUGAAUGCACUUUUUGUUUUUGCUUUUAAAAAGCCAUAAAUUAUAUAUUAUCCUUGAGCCAUUGAGCUUCUAGAUAGAUGGAAUAUCUGCAUGUUGCGCUGUUUUCAAGGUGCUAAAAUGCCCUGAAUUUUUUUUUUCCUGGUUGAGAAUGAGUCGUUUUUGAAAAUGCAAAACCACCUUUAGCAGGUCCGUGAAGCUUGUAACGUGGCACUGACUUAUAGCAAUUCAAAUGAAAACAUAACAGAAUGACUGUGCUGAACUUGUAAAAUAAACAUUAAAUAUUUUACCUUUGAACA
Xyrauchen texanus (razorback sucker) is the source of this 2700-nucleotide messenger RNA. RefSeq names its product T-box transcription factor TBX1-like. Gene Ontology annotation, biological process: regulation of transcription by RNA polymerase II; positive regulation of DNA-templated transcription; cell fate specification. Gene Ontology annotation, molecular function: DNA-binding transcription factor activity, RNA polymerase II-specific; RNA polymerase II cis-regulatory region sequence-specific DNA binding. The record is from RefSeq and is a predicted model, not a curated record. Bases 488 to 2044 code for a protein of 518 amino acids. Gene Ontology annotation, cellular component: nucleus. The transcript has 8 exons. NCBI's taxonomy places the organism in Eukaryota, Metazoa, Chordata, Actinopteri, Cypriniformes, Catostomidae.